Fraxinus pennsylvanica is the source of this 837-nucleotide messenger RNA. Lineage: Eukaryota; Viridiplantae; Streptophyta; Magnoliopsida; Lamiales; Oleaceae. The record is from the annotation of a GenBank genome assembly.
AUGGAUCCUAGCAAUGGAGGUAAUAACGCCAACAACAAUCCUAGUCUGGCUUCUAAGCAGCAGCGGCUUCGCUGGACACAUGAGCUUCAUGAACGUUUUGUUGAUGCUGUAGCGCAGCUCGGUGGGCCGGAUAGAGCUACUCCAAAAGGUGUUCUUAGAGUUAUGGGCGUUCGAUGGUUAACUAUUUACCAUGUAAAAAGCCAUUUACAGAAAUAUCGACUUGCCAAGUAUCUUCCAGAUUCUUCAUCUGAUGGAAAAAAAGCUGAAAAUAGGGAAUCUGGAGAUGUGCUUUCGAGUUUGGAUGGUUCAUCUGGAAUGCAAAUCACUGAAGCACUCAAGCUACAGAUGGAGGUUCAAAAGCGACUGCACGAGCAGCUGGAGGUCCAAAGACAGUUGCAGUUGAGGAUAGAAGCUCAAGGAAGGGUUACAGCUCCUGAAACAGGGGACAGUUGCCUGGACUCUGAUAAUAAAACUGACCCAGCAACUCCUGCUUCAACAUCUGAAUCUCCUUCUCGGGCCAAGCCUGCCAAAGACUGUGUUCCAGCCAAGCGCCUUUCCGUAGAUGAAUCCUUCUCCUCCCAUCACGAGCCACUAACACCUGAUUCUGGCUGUCAUGUAACUUCAGCAGUUGAGAGCCCAAGCGAAAGACAAGGAAAGAAACAAAGAGUAAACAUGGAAGCAUUCAAAGAACCGGAGAUGGUGCUUAAUCAUUCGAUACUUGAGUCAAGCUUGGGCCCACAUUCAGUUUUCUUGACGAGAGAACAGUUUGAUCAUUCUUCAGGAAUAUCUAUUGUCAGUCGAGACCCAUUGGGAAAAUCUUCAGGUGACCACGUAUAA